Oikopleura dioica is the source of this 1671-nucleotide messenger RNA. The record is from the annotation of a GenBank genome assembly. Lineage: Eukaryota; Metazoa; Chordata; Appendicularia; Copelata; Oikopleuridae.
AUGGAUAGAAGCUUGACGAGGACAAUAAGUUUGCUUCUCUUCUCGUUAUUGAUAUUUUGUUAUGUUGGAUUAUUUGAGCAUGCGGGUUCGUGGUCGAAAAUAACCUUCAGCACUGGAAGAUAUCCAGCCCCAAAUUUUCUCCGAAAAGCAAAAGUCGAAAGUCCAAAAACUCCAAAAACUACACAGCCCGAACCUCCAUCUUUCUCGGAAUCGAGUUACUCUGAUAAUGAACCAACAAUCCUCUCUUCUAAAAAAUCUGUCUCAACGAUUCAUCUUCGCUCUCCACCACCGAAAAACCCAGAUCCUCCAACCAAAAAUGAAAUUAUUCAAUUCCCAGUGAAUUCGACGAUUCAAGAAAACCACAUUUAUGAAACUUUUGAAAAAAGAAAAAAGCACCUGAAUUUCGUCUGCAAGCGACUGCGACAAGUCGUGGAUCUAAAUCAAAAUAAAGCGGACAAUUUCGACGAGCUCCAACAAUUUCAAAAAGAUCUUCUUCAGUCAAAAGAAGACGAUAAAGCUUGCAAACCGAUAACUCACCCAGCCGGGCUGUUAGAUAAUUUAUUCAAAAGCGAAGAUUAUAAAAUCCGAACUUGUCUACCGACCAAAACUGGGAGCACAAGCUGGUUGAGGACACUCAUCUCGCUAGAAACGUACCAUGGAAGCAAGAGCCCAGACCAGGUUCGCGAGUCCUGGGGUUCUUACAGCCAGAGAAUGUGGAAAAACGCCUGGCUCCUGGAAGAGCAAGUCAAGACAAAGACAGGUGAUCAGGGAUGGAUGAGUUUGAUGACUGUGAGGCAUCCGAUGGCGAGACUGUAUUCGGCUUGGAAGGACAAGUUCAGAAAGGGGCAGCCUUGGUUGAAAGUCAUUGAGAAGCAGUUUCAGUACUAUCUUUUACGACUUGAACGGAACGACAUGUCAAACGCAGCUUACGAGUACUCCUUCGAGGCAUUCGUCGAGCUGGUUGCUUUGACAGACUUCGACGGGCAGCGAGAUCGGCACUGGACGUCCAUUCAUACCUAUUGCAACCCGUGCGCCAUUCCUUACGAUUUCAUCGUCAAGCAAGAAUACGGCUUUGAAGAAAAUGACUAUCUCCUGCAAAUUUAUGACCAAGAAGGAAAAUACCAAAAUUUGAAAAGCAUCCCGAAGCGUUCACAGUGGGGACAUCAGCUUGACGAGAAACCAAUCGAAGUUGAAGACAUGCUGGAGCCGUGGAAAGACAUCAGCAAGACGACAAUCAAGCAGAUUUACAAGACGUUUUAUUUAGACUUUGUCUAUUUCAACUACAGCAUCGACGAAUUCAUAGCCGUCGGGAAAAACGAUGACGGGGUUCUUGAUGAUGUCAAAAAGACAAUGAAGACGAAGAUAAACGCGCAGAGCUCUAAAGUCAAAUGGAUGGACACCAAUCACUGCAGGGACAGUUUUAAUGAAGCUUGUCAGUUCACGGAAAUGACUGGAUAUAGGCUCAACUGCAAGGGUUACAAGCGGCUUUCUUUUUCUACUUACGAAGAAGCAGAAGCAUUUGCGUGCGCAGACGAAGAAAUUACUGGCAUCGGCCUCUCAGCCGGCCAAUACUGCGUCUCUUCGAUAGAAGGAUCUUUAACGAAGACAACCGAAAAAGGCCGGAGUAGAAGCUGGAUUAAAAAGGAACACCCCGUUCUUAUUUCUAAAUAA